Molecule: messenger RNA, 3516 nt
Organism: Maylandia zebra (zebra mbuna)
Lineage: Eukaryota; Metazoa; Chordata; Actinopteri; Cichliformes; Cichlidae
Product: vang-like protein 2
Biological process (GO): multicellular organism development
Cellular component (GO): membrane
Source: RefSeq, a predicted model, not a curated record
CACCGCAGAAGUAGAUCGGGGAUGAGGUCUGACCCGCAGCCUGUUGUUGAUGUUCGCUGGGGGGAUUUUAUUAAAGAGAAAAGUAAAACAAAGUGUGCGCACAGCGGAGAUUCAACAUUCACUCCUGCUGUUAACGAGCGAGGAAACUGUGGACAGAUGAGAGAAAGUGAAUUAGAAGCGUUUGGAGUCGCUUUUGUUGGACACUCUGCCCUCUGGCACCGCUGCUGCUGCUAACAGCGGCUCUUUGUGCUGCAGGCUGCCGCUUUUUCCUUCAGGGAGAAAGGUAGGACCUCUGGAAAAACCUUCCUGCAGGCUCCAAGAUAGAUUCCCUCAGGAGUAAAGUGGAUCUGCUGCGCCUCCCUCUGGCCCUCUCUACCAAGUCCAUCAGCAACUGCAAGAGCCAGUUGGGAGUGGUCUGGGACAAGGGCGGUUUGGGGACAGGAGUGGCCCGGAAACUCCGCCCACCGCCGAUCACUGACAUGGACAACGAGUCAACGUACUCGGGAUACUCUUACAAGUCAUCCCACUCGAGGAGUUCCCGCAAACACAGGGAGAGAAGGGACAGGCAUCGCUCUAAGAAUCGCGAUGGCAGCAUCCGUGGAGAGAAAUCUGUGGUCAUCCAGGCUCCGGGGGAGUCGCUGCUGGACGCAGAUUCCCCCAGAGAGGACGACAGGGAUGACAACUGGGGUGAAACGACCACGGUGGUCACCGGCACCUCCGUGGACAGCAUCUCAAACGAGGACCUGACGCAGCUAUCUAAGGACUCAGACGACUCUUCAGCGCUGGAGUGCCGGCGUUACAUCAGCCCAGCGCUGGGAGCCAUUCUGGGCUUCGUCUCUCUGAUCACUCCACUGGCCUUCUUGGCCCUCCCACAGUUCUUGUGGCGGGACUCACUGGACCCUUGUGGCACGCCGUGCGAAGGCCUUUACAUUUCACUCGCCUUCAAGCUCCUGAUCCUCCUCAUCUCCACGUGGGCGCUGUUUCUCCGCCCGCCCAGAGCCGCUCUGCCACGCUUCUUUGUGUUUCGCUGUCUGCUGCUUGCGCUGGUCUUUCUCUUCGUGGCGUCCUAUUGGCUCUUCUAUGGGGUGCGGGUGCUGGAGCCCAGAGAGACAGACUACAGGGGGAUUGUGGGCUAUGCGGCAUCUCUGGUGGACGCGUUGUUGUUCAUUCAGUACCUAGCCCUCGUGCUGCUGGAGGUCAGACACCUGCAGCCGGCUUUCUCUCUGAAGGUUGUGAGGAGCACAGAUGGAGUCAGCCGCUUCUACAAUGUGGGACAUCUCAGCAUUCAGAGGGCCGCAGCGUGGGUUCUCGAUCAGUACUACAGCGACUUUCCGGUUUAUAACCCUGCGUUGCUUAACCUCCCCAAGUCCAUCCUCACCAAGAAAAUGUCUGCUUUCAAAGUCUACAACCUGGGGGAAGACAACAGCACCAAUAACUCCACAGGCCAGUCCAGAGCCAUGAUUGCAGCGGCCGCUCGGAGAAGAGACAACUCUCACAACGAGUACUACUAUGAAGAGGCCGAGGUGGAGCGAAAGGUCCGCAAACGCAAAGCCAGGCUGGUGGUGGCAGUAGAAGAAGCUUUUACCCACAUCAAACGUCAUCAGCAGGAAGAUGCAGUCACUUCGUCUCCCAAACACCCGCGGGAGGUGAUGGACCCCAGGGAGGCAGCUCAAGCCAUAUUUGCCCCCAUGGCGCGGGCCAUGCAGAAGUACCUUCGUGCAACCAGGCAGCAGACUUACCACAGCAUGGAGAGCAUCAUCAGCCACCUGCAGUUCUGCAUUACCCACAACAUGACACCAAAGGCUUUCCUAGAGCGUUACCUCGUCCCGGGCCCCACCCUGCAGUACCUGGACGGCAACAGGGGGCGCCAGUGGACACUAGUGAGCGAGGAGCCAGUGACCGCCUCUUUACGUCAAGGCCACGUCUUCAGCCUGAGGCGCCUCGACCUUUCUCUGAUUGUGACAGUAACGCCGCUUCCUUUCUUGCACAUAGCCGAAGAGUUUAUUGACCCUAAAAGCCACAAGUUUGUCAUGAAGCUUCAGUCAGAGACGUCUGUGUAGGAGGGGAGAGGCACCGGGCAAGGCAGAGGAGGGGCAGGAUGUCGCAUCAUAUGUACUAAUAACUGAGGUCUAUUUUUAAUGUAUCUUUUGUUUGUUCUUUAUUUACUUUGUGGUAUUAAAAACCUGAUUGUUAUGACUGUUUAUUAGCACAGAAAGGUCUUUACUGACAUAAAUAUAGAACUUGUAGGAAAAACACCAAGGCCACAAAAAUAGCAUGUUACUGACGAUCUUCCAUUUACUUGCUUGAAAAACUGCUGACUGUUAACUUUGCUCUGUGGUUCUAGUUCCCAUUGUUGCAUUUUGUUUGCUCUUUAAAUUAGAUUCUUAAUAAAUAUGAUAUUCCUGCACUGUUUACCUAAGAUCCACCCAUGACAGAUCUAUGGGAAAUAUUCAAGCAUUUUUAUUGUUCACAAUGACUUUUUCAUAUGCAAUCAGACCUGAAAGGCUUCACUUUAUUUUUCUCAGACUAUAUCUCAGUUCUCUUUUCUAUCUUUAGCAUCUUCUUUUUUUUACUUUUUUAGUUCCUGCAAGACUGACCUUAAAAGGCAAAGAAUGAACAGAAAACUUUACUAAAAGUUUGCCUGACAUUUAUAGACAGCUUUCAUAGCCUAAAUGCGGAGACAUGAAACCAUCUUUGAACUAUUUCUUCUUAUAUUUUUUAUUCCACAUGAAGAAGGUAAAAUGCUAACUUUGUAGUAAAUAAGAAAUUUUAAGUGAGUCUGGAAGGACAAUUUCACUGUUUCUGAAACAUGUUUUGUAUUGUUUAUGUGAUUUGGUCACUCACUGUGAGCACCACUCUUAACCUAAAAACGUAUUUCAAAUUAAGAUCCUAAAAGAGUUUCAGUGCAUAGGUGCCCUUCAUUACUGCAGGGUUUUUUUUAUUAUGAAACCUGUCCAAGCAUUUACACAUACUAUAUGUACAAACGGCUGGACAAGAUUAAAGGAUGACAAUAAAACACAGUGUUAAAAGGAAGAUGAUUGUAUUGUUACACUUAAACUGAAGCAGUAGAAAUGCACCUAUGCUUAGUUGGCGCAGACAUUACACCAUGGGCACCUGGAGCUUAUCUAGCCCUGCUAUGUCUGUGUAUGGGGGUCAACUUUCAUCGAUUAUGAGUAGAUGAAUCUAUAACACUAGCUAGAGCUGGUUGUCUGGAGUAAUAACAAAGGUAUUGAUUUUAAUGAUGGAUAUAUUUAUGUGUCUUUUGUCAUUCAAAGAUGUCUUUUUUUUACAUUACAGAUAGUCACAUCACUGACGACCAGUUUAUAUGUACAUUUGGAGUGUUUUCCUUUUUUAAAAUGUAAUUGUAUUUUUUAUUGGGUGUAUUUUGCUCUCACUUUGUUGUACUGAAACUAAUGUCUUAAUGUCCUGAAAUUACCACUUGUCUCUGCAGGUCACUGUCUCUUAAGAAAAGACUCUUGGAAAAAAAAAGUAUUAAAUGAUGUCAGUCAAACCUCA